GGCCUUUUCCCUUCCUGUUUUUCUUUGUGGGAAGCAAGCAAAGCCCAAGAGAGAAGGAAGGGAAAACCAGAGAAAACUGCUGCUCAGAACUCCAACCAUUUCUUUCGUCUAAUCCCCAUUCCAGUUGAGAGAAGUAAGCAAUGGACUUUUUCUUUAAGGGACUGAACACGGAUGCAUCUGAAUGUCCUUUUGAUGAGCAGGACAUUCAGAAAUGCCCAUUCUUAAGAAACAUCAACAAACCCACCAGCUUUUCCUUCACUUCAUCAAAUUUCUCCAUUCCCGUGCGAGGAGCCAGAGGUCCAAUUUUCGAAGAUGGCCCCAAUUUUGAUAUGGCAUUUAAGCUCUUUCAUGGGAAGGAUGGGGUUGUCCCACUCUCAGGGAGGUCUAGCUUUCAUAAUGAAAAUUUGGUUCCAGAGCCCGUAGCCUUGUUUAACCCCUUGGCAGCUAAAGCUGCAACCAUCAGUCUGUCAGCAUUUGGACCUGGAGGGCCAUUCAGCUUUGAUUUCUUCUCUGAGAAAUGGAAGAACCAGAAAAGGAAAUCUGAAUCAUCUAACAAGAAACAAUCCUCUUCUAAGGGAGGAGACUCAUCCAAACAUGAAGCCAUGGGAAAUGAGUGGUUGAAGACUGGAAAUUGCCCGAUUGCCAAGUCUUACAGAGCAGUGAGCCAUGUGCUUCCACUUGUGACAAAGGCUCUUCAGCCACCACCGGGCAUGAAGCUCAAAUGCCCACCAGCAAUAGUUGCUGCUAGAGCGGCCCUUGCUCGGACUGCCCUUGUCAAGAACCUGCGCCCCCAACCGCUCCCUGCAAAGAUGCUCGUGAUUGCAAUGCUGGGCAUGGCAGCUAAUGUGCCCUUAGGCAUAUGGAGGGAGCACACCCGGAAGUUCUCACCAUCAUGGUUCGCAGCGGUCCAUGCAGCAGUGCCAUUCAUAGCCAUGCUUCGAAAAUCCGUCCUGAUGCCUAAAACCGCCAUGGCUUUGACAAUUGGAGCCUCCAUCCUGGGCCAGGUCAUCGGGUCAAGAGCCGAGCGCCACAGGCUGAAAUCAGUGGUGGAAAGGGAAAGGCUGGGCGCCACAGCAGCAGCAGCCACCGGGGCCAUUGGCAUGGGAGGUGGUCAUUGUGGCGCAGAAGGGACAAUGUGGGAUCCUCUGGCUAUCAAGGGGGCUUCUGGGCCUGGUUCUUCCUCAGCCAAUGUGUGUUUCUGAGAUCAAACUGGUGAGUGUUGAGUAUGAAAAGGAAUAAGAAAUGGAGAUUUAAGUGUUUUUUAAUUCUAUAUAUGAAAUCUGGUGUAUGAGAUGAAGAUGAUGAUACUCAAAAAGUUAUGGAGAAGCAGAAAGGCUUCUUUUUCUUCAUGACAACAACUAUGAUCUUAUGGUAUUUGUCAUAUAAAUUACUAAAUGAAAGGAUGCUGGGUUUUAUGCAUGCUA
Messenger RNA from Vitis riparia (riverbank grape), 1424 nucleotides. RefSeq lists its product as uncharacterized. Gene Ontology annotation, cellular component: chloroplast. The coding region runs from base 141 to 1202 and encodes 353 amino acids. Lineage: Eukaryota; Viridiplantae; Streptophyta; Magnoliopsida; Vitales; Vitaceae. The transcript is spliced from 4 exons. The record is from RefSeq and is a predicted model, not a curated record.